This is a messenger RNA of Pollicipes pollicipes, 2242 nucleotides long. RefSeq names its product regulatory-associated protein of mTOR-like. Lineage: Eukaryota; Metazoa; Arthropoda; Thecostraca; Pollicipedomorpha; Pollicipedidae. Gene Ontology annotation, molecular function: protein-macromolecule adaptor activity; protein binding. Gene Ontology annotation, biological process: cellular response to starvation; TORC1 signaling; cellular response to amino acid stimulus. The transcript is spliced from 6 exons. The record is from RefSeq and is a predicted model, not a curated record. Gene Ontology annotation, cellular component: cytoplasm; TORC1 complex. The coding region runs from base 1 to 483 and encodes 160 amino acids.
AUGGAAGAAAGUGCAUCAAAGCAGGUGUGGUCCGACUACAGCGAGCCGGCCACGCGCGCGCCGAUCUGCGUCACCUCGUGUCGCGGGGUGGGCUCGUGGCGCGAGCACCAGGCGUUCGUGGUGUCGGCUGAGCUGCGCGCCGUCGGAGGACACACGGUGGCCGUCACGGGAGAUCAGAAGGGCGACGUCAAGCUCUGGGACGCCCGGCGGCCCUCCUCCGUCAGGACGUUCCACACCGUCUCCGACGUGAUGACCAUGGCUGUGCACCCCACCGCCGACCUGCUGGCCUGCGGGUCGGUGAACCAGUACAUAUCGCUGUACACGCUGACGGGCGAGAGCCUCAACACCAUCCGCUACCAUGACGGCUUCAUGGGACAGCGCAUCGGGCCCGUCUCCUGCCUGGCGUUCCACCCAGUGCGGGUGGCGUUGGCGGCCGGCAGCACCGACUCGCUGGUCUCCGUGUACGGGCUGCCGCGCAGCUGAUGGGCCUGGCGCCGGCCGCUCGCCGCCGGCCCUCGCCCGGCCGAGCCUCGGUCGGCGCGUCUGCCGCGCAGCUGAUGGGUGUGCCGGCACGGGCGCAGGGGCGCCGCGACUGCGCCGCGACGCCGUCACCGGACGCCGCUCGACGCAGGGGGUGUGAGGCCGCGUGCAGAGUUACCGGGCCGCGGAGCCGGCCUGCGGGCGGCGGCGGCCGGUAUUUUAUCGGGAUGACCUCGAGCUUCAAGCCCCGCACCACUGAGGCAACUUACUCGUUUUGCUAGGGUACUUGUGCGCGCGCCAGGGGUCAGGCGGGAGCGGCUAGAUGCUGUCAUUGUGUCCACAUGUUCAGAUUUGUGUAGUUACGGCGUCUUGCGCGGUUUCGCGUUCGUGCACUGCCAUCUGCUGGUGACCGUGCGAAGUGAGUGGGCCCGUCGAGCGGCGCCUGCUGCCACGGCGGUGCGUCUGGUCGUGAUGGGGCCUGCCGGGGCGAGGCGCCUCUUGCCACGAUGGUGCCUGCUGAGGCGGCGCCUCUUGUCACGAUGGUGCCUGCCGAGGCGGCGCCUCUUGCCACGAUGGUGCAUCCCAGGUCCGUCAGUUGGGUGGACAUGGUCGGGCUGUAAGAUGGCUGUCGUAAAGUGGCCGCCACCAGCGUCCCGGCGAGUGCUGCGACGAGUUGCUGGGGGCUUUGCGCGGGGCUCCCACCAGCUGAUGUCGCAGCACGGUGCAAUUACGUGGCAGCGCAGUGUAAUCGCUUUGGUGUAUUCGCGCUCCGUGUCGUGCAUUAUACAACCUUGUGUGUCGGUCCGGUAGCUGCAGCGUUUGACACUACGUGUGGUACUAUGAUGCUUGCUUCUGCUGCCACUCCGUUAUUUGUGUUGUCCCGUCUGUCCCUCCGUUGCCAGCUGCCUCGACCAGUGUUACCAGCGACCAGUUGCUAGCAUCAACUGCUUCAACCGUUGCCACGACGUUUGAGCCAUCUACGGGUGUCCGCGAGCGCGGCUGGCGUCGCGAUGCUCCCACGCAUUUGGCGGAGCAGGGCGCGCGGUUUGCCAUAAAUCGGAUUCACCGCGGCGUGGGGCGCUGUGGCGCUCGUGCUCGCCUGCCUUCUGCGCUGUGCGGAGGCUGCGUACGGACACCAAGCCGUCGGAGUGCGCGCCCUGUGCGCCCGAGCUUGCCGUCGGACGCGUACCCACCGGCUUGUGAUUUUUUGGAGAAGGGUCGUCGACGCUUUGGUUCAUGUGAAAUUCAAAAAGCUAGCCACAACACAGUGUGUGAUUUUUUUUAGAAAAGUGCUGUUAACAUCGGACAGCAAAUGCAGAUUUUCUCCAUAGACCGCGACGCUUCGGCGCGACGGAAGCCGCCGCAGGGCGGGGCCCGGCGUUGCCGCUGCGGAGUCAGCCAGGUGGUCUCGACCUGGCUGGUCUACGACCAGUUCCAUGGGGCCUUGUGAGGCCAGAGUUGGGAUCGGUAGAGCCUCUGUCCAGGCCGGAUCUGAGGAUUGCAUUACGGUCUUCUGAGAACAUCUGUGUAUGCUGUCGGAUCUUGAACCGGCCUCAAAAAUGGCGACAGACGACCGCCAAAAACGCAAUGGGGUUUGACGUUUACACCAGGCAUGGACGCCGGGCGUGCCGCGACCUGGGCGUCACAGGGACGGCGCAGGGUCGCGCGGCUUGGCAGGCGCUCAGCGGCGCCUCCGCCGGCCGCGCGAGCGACUCAAGUGCCUCCCGGGCUGUCGACACGCGUCAAUUGUGGAAAUAUACGA